AUGCAGGCUUUCAAAACCUGCGCUCCUCGGGCGCUGCGUUCUGCGACUACCACUUCGUCGAGAAGCUAUGCCACCGUCUCCUCCAGUUCAGCUUAUAGCCAGACGCGGAAUAACCUGAGAAUCAACGCCGACACCAAAGUCCUCUUUCAAGGAUUCACGGGGAAGCAGGGCACGUUUCAUGCUCAGCAGGCAAUUGAGUAUGGAACUAAGGUUGUUGAGGCCGGUUCUUUGCAUCUUGAUCUGCCCGUUUUCAAGUCUGUUUCCGAGGGGGUCAAGGAGACCGGAGCCAAUGCAAGCGUCAUAUUCGUACCGCCGCCGGUAGCGGCAGCAGGCAUAAUGGAAGCCCUUGAAGCUGAGAUCCCACUAGUUGUUUGCAUUACUGAAGGAAUUCCUCAACAUGACAUGCUCAGAGUCACCGACGCGCUAAAAACCCAAAGCAAAACACGUUUGGUCGGUCCCAACUGCCCUGGAAUCAUCGCGCCCGGCCAAUGCAAGAUCGGCAUCAUGCCAGGGUUCAUCCACAAACGAGGAAGAGUUGGAAUCGUCUCCAGGUCAGGAACAUUGACAUAUGAAGCGGUCAAUCAAACAACCCAAGCAGGUCUCGGGCAAUCUUUGGUCGUGGGCAUUGGCGGUGAUCCAUUCAGUGGCACCAACUUUAUUGACUGCCUGACCGUUUUCAUGGAAGACGACGAGACAGAGGGAAUCAUCAUGAUCGGAGAGAUCGGAGGCAGCGCCGAGGAAGAUGCUGCGGAGUUCCUGAAGAGCGAGAACAAGAAGAACAAGCCAGCAGUUAGCUUUAUCGCUGGUAUCAGUGCCCCUCCAGGGCGCCGAAUGGGACAUGCUGGUGCUAUUGUCAGCGGAGGGAAAGGUGGCGCCGAGUCGAAGAUCUCGGCACUGGAAGCCGCCGGAGUGGUCGUGGAGAGGAGCCCAGCCAUGUUGGGCAAGUCGUUGCAUGCACAGUUUGUCAACCGGGACCUGGUUUGA
Messenger RNA from Fonsecaea multimorphosa CBS 102226, 984 nucleotides. Its product is annotated as succinyl-CoA ligase [ADP/GDP-forming] subunit alpha, mitochondrial. Gene Ontology annotation, biological process: tricarboxylic acid cycle. Gene Ontology annotation, cellular component: mitochondrion; succinate-CoA ligase complex (ADP-forming). Gene Ontology annotation, molecular function: succinate-CoA ligase (GDP-forming) activity; succinate-CoA ligase (ADP-forming) activity. Lineage: Eukaryota; Fungi; Ascomycota; Eurotiomycetes; Chaetothyriales; Herpotrichiellaceae. Bases 1 to 984 code for a protein of 327 amino acids. The transcript is spliced from 3 exons. The record is from RefSeq and is a predicted model, not a curated record.